Schistosoma curassoni is the source of this 2175-nucleotide messenger RNA. Lineage: Eukaryota; Metazoa; Platyhelminthes; Trematoda; Strigeidida; Schistosomatidae. The record is from the annotation of a GenBank genome assembly.
CGAUAAUACCGCAGCUUUUAUUAUAAGAUAAGCUGGACAAAUAGGUUUUAAUCAUUAUUCUUCACGAACAAUAAAGUUUAAAUCUUAUUAAUGUGAUUUUUGAUCCAAUCUUCAAGAUAUCUUUUAUUGACUAACGACUUUUUAUACUGAAUAUUCCUGAAUUCUUUGCAGUCGAUACAAACCAAAAGGCAUAGAAAUCGAAUUUCUGUGUUGUUAUGCAAUUUGUUGUGAUAAUGUACUUCUAGACUGCCUAGUCACAACAGUUUGAAAUGACAUGGCUUCCGAAGUUUUCAACGAACCAGCCAACAUCCUGAUGGUAAACGGUGCUGUUGAUCGUUAUGGAUUCUUCGAAGGUGAACAAUUCUGCGAAACAAACACGCGGAAACUUUCUGAAUCCUCUUUGAAUAAAAUACGCCGAAAAGAAUUGAAAUGGCAAAAUAUGCUGACUGAAUGGGAUAAAUGGAUGUAUUAUAAAACAGAUCGGGUGAGAAAUCAAUGUCGAAAAGGUAUUGCACCGGCUAUACGUUCAAGAGUGUGGCAGUAUCUCUGUGGAAGCCAUAGAAUAAUGCAGAUGGAACGUGGGAAAUAUCAGGUACUUUUGAGAAUGUCGGGUGAUCCAAAGACAAUUUCACAAAUCAAAUUAGAUGUCGACAGACAGUUGCCUAAUCACGUACUUUUUGCUACAAGCCAUGGUAAUGGAAAAGCAUCUCUGUUCAACGUACUCAAAGCAUAUUCACUGCUACAUCCUGCUACUGGCUAUUGCCAAGCUCAAGCACCGAUUGCUGCAGCGUUACUUAUACAUAUGCCAGAAGAGGAUGCAUUUUGGACCUUUGUCUGUUUAUGCAACCGAUAUAUGACCGAUUAUUUUAAAUCAGAUCUUGUACGUGUCAAAAUUGAAUUGAACAUGUUAUUUGAAUUGGUGAAGAAAUAUCAACCAGAUAUAUACCAUCACAUGGUGAAAUGUAAUACAGAGCCGAUAUAUUUUGCUAUUGACUGGUUCAUGUGUUUGUAUACACGCAAUUUGCCAUGGUCUACAGUCCUCCGUAUAUGGGAUAUGUUCUUCUUCGAAGGUGUGAAGGUUUUAUUUCGUAUUGCACUUUCUAUAUUUCAACUUUUACUGGGAGAUUCGAAUUCAAGAAGAAGAUUGAAUUCAAUGGAUAAAUUAAUGGAAUCUUUACGUAAUCUACCUAAAAAUAUAGUCGGUGAACAUGUGCUUAUUAAUCAUUUGGUAAUAAUUGGCAUAUAUUUACUGAUGGUUAUGUAAUCGUUACAACAAGAUGGAGUAAAUUAUUUUUUAUUAUAAUUCAUUGGAUAUGUGUAUUACUUGUAUUAAAUGUUGUAUUAGCUUUUAUUAUUGAAGCAUUUCUAAUUGAAUAUGAUUCACAACAAAGUAAAUUUGAAUUAUAUAUCAAUGAACGAUUAAAUGAUUUAGAAAUGAAUGCUGAAAAUGAAUUAAAAAAAUGUGGAUUAGAAAAUUUUCGUAAACCUGGAUUUAUUAUGUCUAAAAAAUUAUUAGAUGAAGCUGGUAUAACUGAACAUAGUACAAAAAAAGUAUUCUAUUUAAAAACAGAUAAUACAUCUAUUGAAAUAUUAAUGUUUAGAAUGUUUGAAAAAGAAAUUGAAGAAUUAGUUGAAGAUUUAACAAAUAAAUUAACAGUACCUAAACUUAAAUCACAUGAUCCAUUUUCACAUAUAUAGUUUAUUAACUUUAAUGAUUGAAAAAAAAAGCAGUGAAAUCAUACAAUAAUCAGAAAUUAAUAUGAUAAGAAACGAUGGAGACAAGUUAUAUCUUCAUAUCAAUUAAAAAUAAUAAUAAUAAUAAAUUUGAGAAUUUUAUUACACUAUCAUAGUUUGGUAUUUCAGUUGAAUUGAAGACAAUUGUACACUUCAUUCCUUCAGAGUUGAUAAUUCACUUUAAAAUGUUUAAGUGAUUGUAAUGUUUACAGAUAUUCGAAGAAAAAAAGAAAGAUUUAAACUCGAGAUGUAUGUUGUGAUUGUUAGAAUUUAUAUAUUAUAAAAUUCAAAACAAUCCCUUCAGGACGUUGAUGUUAAUACUGAUUAUUCAAAAAAAAAUAUUCAAUUAACAUUUUCCAGUUUCUACACAAGAUUCUAUGUUUAUUCAUUUACAUUUAAAUAGUUCAGUGUAUUAAUGAAAUAUUUGGUUAGUAAUAUUCA